Leptopilina heterotoma is the source of this 4542-nucleotide messenger RNA. Its product is annotated as ubiquitin carboxyl-terminal hydrolase 8-like. Gene Ontology annotation, molecular function: cysteine-type deubiquitinase activity. NCBI's taxonomy places the organism in Eukaryota, Metazoa, Arthropoda, Insecta, Hymenoptera, Figitidae. The coding region runs from base 196 to 3138 and encodes 980 amino acids. The transcript has 12 exons. Gene Ontology annotation, biological process: protein deubiquitination. The record is from RefSeq and is a predicted model, not a curated record.
AAAAACAUUCCAUCAAAAUUUGUACAGAAGAUUAAAUUUCUCUCUUUGGAUCUAAAAUUCAGAGAUAAAAAGCUAAUUAAAGAAUAUACUUCGAUUCUAAAAUUCUACGUAAAAGUUAAUUCUUUUCAAUAAAUGUUUUUUACAGAUUAAAUAGAGAGUAAAAAAGAAGGUUACCUGAAAUAUUCUUUGAACAUUAUGGCUAAUACAAAGAGUGCAAAUCGUAUUCAAUCAAUACAAGAUCUCAAUAAAAAAUCACAGGUGAAUCUUAGUGGUUUCACACUUAAAAAUUUGUUUAGCAAAUUAAACUCAGUACGUGAUCAAGGAAAAGAAGCAUUAAAAUCUCAUAAAGAAGAAGAGGCAUACAUUUAUUUUCGACGAUGGCAAAAUUGUGUUGAGCAUAUAAAAAACUCUGAGAAUAGAAGUGGCAAAAGAAUAUAUUCUCUUCUAGUAUCCGAAAAAGAGGUGGAUGAAAUAAAAAAUGAACUACAAAAACUAAAUGAAUUUUUAACAUCACGAAUUAAUAAAGCGAAAACUCUGAAUAGUGAACUUGGUAAUACGAACGCAAAGUCUUCUUUAAUCAACUCUUAUGCUGACGAUCCAUUGUCUUUACCUGAAAUACCACCCGAGGAUCCAGUCGUUGAAGAUUCAGAAGAAAUAACGUGCAUGCAACUUUAUCAACUAUUAAAAUCGUCAGACAAUAAAAUUCUUCUCAUUGAUGUUAGACCACAAAAUGAUUUCACCAAUUCUCAUAUUCAAAAUGAAAAAUGUAUAAAUAUUCCUUCGGAAGAAAUUAAAAAGGGGAUUCUGUGCAAACAUUUUGAAAAUCUAUUCAAAGAUAAAGAAUCAAAAAAAUUAUUCGAAAAUCGUAAAUCUUCCGAUAUUGUUGUCCUAUUGGAUUGGUAUUCCACUGAAGAAUUUUUAAAAGAUAAUGGCCGUUUAAAUGCAAUGAAGGAUUUAUUGCAAAAUUGGGAUCCCGGCGCAAAGUACAAGAGAAUAUCAACUUUACAAGGUGGAUAUAACGAGUGGCUCACUCGUUAUCCACAAUUUGUAACAAAUCACGACGUAAAACCUCCCGAUGUUGAAGAGAAUGCACUGAAUGAAAUUUUAGAAAAUUUUGAAUUCCCAUCGAUAGACGACGAUAUUCUCAGUGUGUACAAGUCAAAUAAAAAAGAUAAUUUAGUGGAUAAGAAACAAUUGAGAAAGAGUCAAGUUAAUAAUCAUAUUAAUAGCGAUGAAAAUGUCAUUCAGCCAAUGAAUAAAACCCACGAUUCAGGAAAUAAAUGGAGAUCCUCAGAAUCGUUGCACGAUCAAAAGUCAAUAAAUUCGUUUCGAAUUGAAAAUGGAAUAAGUGAUAAAGUAAAUUUUAAGAAAAAGGAUAUUCAAGCAAAUAUUCUCAAUACCAAAGUAAUUGAUAUUCCAAAACCAAUGUUUGAUCGAAGCAAUAAACCUUCUUCAUCAUUGCAACAAAAUACACAAUCAAAAGUUCAUUCGUUAAUGGAAAGUCUUUAUGUCGUGAAGAAAAAUUACGAGGAAUUGGAUAAUGUUAUUUUGCAAUUGGAAGAGAAAUGGCUUCAAAGUAAACUUCUCAAUGAUAAUCAACUUACAAAAACGAUUUCUGAUAAAUUAUUUUUACAAAAGGAUGAAUUAAAAAAUCUGGACGAAAAACGCAUUAAACUUGAAAAUGAGCUUAAGUCCUUGAACUAUUCAAAAGAAGAUGCUCUAAAAAUUGUAAAUCAACAAUUACAAUCGCGGUUUUUAAUAAAUGAACAAAAUCAAAUAUCAAUCUCGUCUGAACGAAAGAAGAUUCAUGAAUCCUUUAAGCAGAAACGAGAACAAAAACAUUCCUUGUCGCAAAUUGACGAAAGUGAUAUUUUAAAGGAACCAUUAAAAGAUACUUCUUCAACAAAUGCCAGUCUUACACGAUCAUACUCUAGUCCAAAUCUUGUCCAGAUGGAGGAUCAAAAAGUGCCAGAAAUAGAUAGAACCUCUAAGCCAAGUAUAGCAACGAAGGAGAACCGUAUUACAAAUGUAAAUAAUAAUAUUAAGCGAUCAUCAAUGAAUUUAAAGGAUCGAGAAGAUAGAAUGGAACCUGUCUAUCGAGGGGAGAGACAUCCAGGAAUCACAGGACUGAAAAAUUUGGGAAACUCGUGUUAUAUGAAUAGUAUAAUUCAGUGUUUGAGUAAUACGGCAAAUUUAGCAAAGUACUUUAAUGACAAUUCGUAUGUAGAAGAUCUUAAUAAUAGUAAUGAAAAUGGAACUCAAGCUCAAGUGACUGAAGAAGUUGCUCAUGUAAUAAAAGCUCUUUGGCGUGGUCAAUAUAAAAGUAUAUCGCCACGUGAUUUAAAGGUUGUCAUUGGACAAUAUAGGCUACAAUUCGAAAGUUAUGAGCAACAGGAUUCUCACGAAUUUUUAACAUUUUUACUGGAGUGGAUGCAUAAUGAUUUAAAAAGGAAAGAUAAAGUUAUAGUUAACGAUCUUUUGACAUCUGCCGAGAAAGAAUGGAUUAAAGCAAUGAAUGGACAAAAAUCAAUGAUUUCUCGUUUAUUCUUUGGCCAAUACAGAUCAACAAUAACCUGUGCCACGUGUGGAAAAAAUAGUGUAAUUUACGAGACGUUUAAUAAUUUAACAAUGUCUUUACCACCCACGAAGUGUACGUUGGACGACUGUGUGAAGAAAUACGUCAGCGGACAGAGAGUUUUCGGUUGGAAAUGUCCGCAUUGCAAAGUUGAAAGAGAGGCGACGAAAAAAUUUGACUUUAUUAAAUUAGCGCCAAUUGUUGUUAUACAUUUAAAUCGUUUUGGAGAAAGUGACGGUUGGUUAGAGAAGAGAAAUACACAAGUUGAUUUUCCAUUGACGGAUUUCAAUUUAAGACCUUAUGUUGUUAAUGAUACAAACACGAAUAUUAACACCAAUAAUUUAGGAUAUAAUUACAGUCUGUAUGCUAUGUCUAAUCAUUAUGGGACCAUGGAAGGAGGACAUUAUACUGCGUACUGUAAAAGUGCCCCUCAAAACAAGUGGUAUAAAUAUGAUGAUCACACUGUUGCCGAAGUCUCAUCGAAUCAAGUGAAGUCACAAAAUUCCAGUGCAUAUUUAUUAUUCUACACGUCGUUACAAACUGGACUUCUUUCGUACAUUUAGGAAGAACUAUCGCUCUCGGAAAAUGUCCAAGAGAAGCGAAGUACUCUCAGUUAUCUCUACCUGAUAGAGAGAAAGUUAAGAGGCACUUUUAAUGUUUACUUUUUCAAAUAAAAGAAAAAAAAAGAAAAAUACAGAGACAGUUUGAAAGUGGAAAUAGAAGAACAGUGUGAUAGUAUUAUUUAUACGCUUGUACACAUUGUUACACUAAUUCCAGACAAUGAACUAUUAUUAUAUUAUAUUUCAUUUAUAAACAUUGAAUGAAUCUUCAAAUUUACGAUGAGUCUUAUUGUAAUUUAUUCUGUGUGUUGGAAGGUAGAAAAUCGAUAAUCAUUAUAUCUAUCAAUUUAUUCCUUCUAUUUAUAACAAUCGUUUUUUUUAAAUUAUUUAUAUACCUUCUGUACGGUGUUUUUAUUCAAGGAAUACGUUUAUAGUUGAUCUAACAGUAUUUAUUAUUUUGAGAAUUUUCUUCUGCUUUUUGUGCGUAUAUUUUUUAUUGAAUUUAUUUUCUGAUGCAAAGUUACAAUUGUUUUUCAUGAUUUCUGUAUGGGGCCGAAUAGUAAAUAUUAUUUAUGUAAUUACUGUCAAGAAUUAGUGUUAUAAUGUACAGCAAAUAUGUAAGUUACUAUCGGAUUUCAUGUAAAGCUUUACAAUAUUUAAUAACAAUAAUAAUAGUCUAAUCAGUAUAAUUAUAGUAAAAACUUUUAAUGAAAAGAAAAUAAAUUUUUUUUUUGACACUUGAUAUUGAUGUUUACAAAAAUUGCGUGCCUAUUGUAUAUUGUACAUAAAUUUCGCGUAUUUUCCCUUAAUAUAAAUUUACAUAUAUUACGAAAAUUGCUUCUUUUUUGCACGUGAGGAAAAUAAUUGAGAAAUUAGAGGAAAAAAGUAAGAAUUUACAUUUUAAUCCGAUAGAUUUUAAAAAUAGCUUUUAGGCAAAUGUAUUAAUAUUAUCAAUGUUGCUUCGAGCAAUCUGUAAAUAUGUAAAUAUGUACCAAAAAAUGACAAGUAUUUAUACCUGUCUACUUUUAAUUUAAGAGAGCUUUUACGUAUCAGUGGAGUUUGACAAAUUCUUACGAUUUUUCUAUGUAUUAGAAAAAUAUAGGAAGAUGUGUUAAAUUAAUAAUAAUUUCAAUAACUCCCUGCCGUGAACAUAUAGAUAAAUAUCUGCUUCAUUGUGCAUUGAGUGGUGGUAAAAUUUAUUUCUGCUUUCUUCUUAUAUUUUUUAGGAGACAAAGAAAAAUUGAAUUAUACAUAUACAUAAUAAUAACAUAUUAAUGAAAAAUUGAGCAUUUUUAAAUUUAGUCAUAUCACAGGAAAUUUUAUAUCUUUCUAAAAUUCAAAAAGCACACUACUCGUGUACACUCUGCUUAUUUAAUAUGUAAUAAAAAAUCAUUUUUGAAAUAUUAA